This is a messenger RNA of Porites evermanni, 1484 nucleotides long. Lineage: Eukaryota; Metazoa; Cnidaria; Anthozoa; Scleractinia; Poritidae. The record is from the annotation of a GenBank genome assembly.
AUGGAUACAAGCAGCGAUUCCGGCAGUUCACCCACAAAUCAGCCUGUGGUGCCCUUCGCGCUUGGGCAGGUGAAAAAACUGUUUCCUAAACCUCACACAAAACAUUUACUGACAUCUAAUAUUCAAAAUAAUGAUCUUAAAAAUAUAUUCCACUGACACAAGAAGCCGGUAAAUGUUAGCAAAUUUCCACUCCUUUUUCAAAAACACAAGCGAAUUUAAAUUCUAUGCUCUGAUAAAAAUACGCAAGGAAAUGAAGUAAGACCGACAGACUGACUGACCGACUCACUAAAACUGACCGAUUCUCUAAUCGGGUGAUUUACCGAGCACUUGACAACGCGGCCGAGCAGCCCGAGUGACCAACAUCAACUUUAACCAAUGAAAAGAAUGUUAAAAUCCUAUAAUUUUUGUUACGUCUCACGGCAACUCUCCUCUCCUUCUUCCAAAUUUUAGUCGCUCAGAAAAGUUCACUUUCCCUUUUGAACCUCAUUCACACAAUUUAUUCCAGCGUAUGUCUCAGUUUAAUAAAAAUGCUGAUUCUCUCUAACUUACUAGGGGUCCAACGCCGCGAACCAAGCUAUACGCCAGGAAAAUGAUCACCAGGCAAAUCAAGCCAGGUAAGACACUAAAAACAGUCAUGUCUAUAAAGAACUUUACUAUACAAAUUAUCAUCUCCACCAUAUAGUACCCACCCUAGCUAACUUACUGGUAGUAAUCACAAGUUAUCACAGAAUAGGGAGGCGUAUUCGACAAAAAAUCGAGAAGGUAGGUGGUGAAAUAACCUGCUUUCCGGAACAAAUGAACAGUUUCCUAGCCGAAAAUGACACAUUGACAAAGAUAUCAUAAAAAGCACAAUUAGUUGUAAUGUUGCCACUGCAAGAGGCCAGAUCAUUCCGACCAGUUUACAGUGACAAACGUACGUUACACUAUGCACAACAACGUCUAAUUAAAAGUCAUAGUUUCACUUGCACUUAAGGGCACAGCUCUGCUGACACUAGCCUUCAAUUCGGCGUAUUUUUAGGGCGAGCAAAGGCUGCCUGCUACUGAUGAGUUUUUGCACUACUCAUCUUUCAUUUUAUCGAUGACGAGAAUGGAAGUUAACCGACUGUUUUACAUAUCUUUCAGGUAUGGUCUACCAAAUAUGAUAGCGGCGUCGAGUCAUGCUCAACCACAGGUGUAUAUGGAAUCUUCUAUUUCAUUCAGUAAACAAGUAACAAAAGCAACGUAGCUAAAACCAUAAAGCGAAACUUUCGCUCUGAGGUGGUAAUUUUUUGGGUCAGAGAAGAUUAUGCAUAUUCUCGAAAUGCUGCGUAGUCUCUGCACAUUAGAACGGACUUGUCAGUUCAAUUAGUUCUUAUUUUCCUAAUUUACUUUAGUUAAGGGUUUAACCGGUUCUUUUGUUUCUUCAGGCUAAUGAUGACAUGCCGGAUCCUGUGGCAUUUUUCCUUUUCUUAGUCUUUAUUAUCUUAAUAAAAAAUGAUAACUGA